Messenger RNA from Iphiclides podalirius (scarce swallowtail), 216 nucleotides. NCBI's taxonomy places the organism in Eukaryota, Metazoa, Arthropoda, Insecta, Lepidoptera, Papilionidae. The record is from the annotation of a GenBank genome assembly.
AUGUUCAAGUUGGUGAUUCUCGUGUGCUGCAUAGCUUUGGCUGCGGCUAAGCCUGGCGGUGUUCCUGUUGCCUUCUCUGCACCUGUAUCAGCGGCCCACACCGCCUCCAUAGCCGGUUAUACUGUACCUCUCGUCUACUCGGACUACUCACUACCCUCGGCCACGUACUCAGCACAUCCAUACGCUUUACCCUACUCAGAGUACUUCUUACGUCGU